AUGCAGCAGUCUGGAAUUUCUACAAAAACUCAUCAGAAGGGGUAUGCCGCCCGCCACGCGGAAACAGCCGUCCACCGGACUUUUCAGAUCAAAACGUUUAGUACAGAGUUGAAAAACCAUGUGAUGGUCAUGGAUUUCGUGAAGAGGAACUGGUUUCCCUCCCAGAGAAGAGCCAAAGUUUGUAUCAUCCAUAUGUAUCAAGGCCUGAAGACAGCUGGGCAGACAGCCAGCAGAUACGAGAUCCACAGUCGGCUUUUCUCAUCCCCCAAAGAUCACUCUGCCUGGGAAAGAAACGAGAGUCUUUCAAAUGCAGGAUUACGGGACAACCAGUACAGUCCCCACGAUCAAAUUGCCCUUAAAAAUCUCCAGUCUGAUGUUCCAGAGAAGAAAUCUGACUUCACUGAGGGGACUCUGGCAUCUCAGAACACAAAAAUGAUUUCAUCUAUAGUCAUUUCACAGCUGAUUGAUGCGAAUAAAUCAAAAGAAAAUGGGGCCGAGUUGCCUGUGCCGUGCGCGUAUCCCAUGAAGCUGUCGCUGGCUAAUCGCAGCGGAGUCACUAUUAACAGGGCCUUCGAGUUCCUUCCCGGUGGACUAGGAAUUCAGACACCGGCGGGGGGGCGAGGCCCUGCGACAGAGCCGCCGCGCAAAGAGGAGAAGCCGUGCGGUGGCUCCCAGAAGGGAUUUGCUUCCAUCACCAUCACGGCCAGGCGCGUGGGGCCCCCUGCCAGCACCCUGGUGUGGGAGGCUGUCGGGAACCCGCUCUGCAUCAAGUGCAGGGCCCAGGAGGCUCUGCUCGGGGACCCCUCUGCUCUGGCUGGUGGUGCCGAUCCGGGUCGGCACCAUGGACCUUUCACCUGCACAGAAUUCUCCAGAAACAGCUCUGUGAUGGGGCUGAAGGUCCCUGAAGCCCACGCACGGCUGUGUGAGGGACACGAGUACUGGAUCACCCAUGUGGGCAGCAGGGAGGGCCAUUUUUCUCCAAGCACCCCACGGUCACAGGCGGGAAAGAGCCCGCUGGUGUUCAGCUCCUGUGUCCAUCUCAGAGUGUCUCAGCCGUGUCCAAAUUCCAUCUACUAUCUGGACAGGUCCCUGUCUGUCCCCAUUGAGCCACCUCGACUUGCUGGCCCUAAGAUGCACAGAUCCGUUCUGUCCCUCAACCUAAAUUGCAGUUCACACAGACUGACACCAGAUGGGGUAGAUGGCACAGCUAACGGAGCGCCAAUAAGCAGAGCCCUGAAGCUGGAGCUCACGGAGGGAAACCAGAACCUCCUAGGCCCUCGCUGGAACCUAGGUUUGCAAGAACGUUUCUUGAAGGAAAACCCAUCGUUGGGGCGGGUACAUCUGGGGACCGCGGGAACCGGCAUGUGUCCUUGGAGAGGCUCUCCUCCACUGGAAAAUACAGAUGCGGGGAGUAACCAGAUCACUGUGAGAAAAGGGAAGGAGGACCAUGCAGCUCAUUGUCGAACCGGUGGUCAUCGUCAUGCCAACCACCUGUCCAUUCACAUCCCGGGCUGGAGUUACACGGCAGUAGAACCAAAAGUAUUUUCUGGAAGCAGCGAGAAGCAACAAGAAAGAGCACAUGUGACUGUGUCUGCUCCCCCCGUGGAACAGAAGCUGGUUAAAGAUCCCCUUCCUGAUGGGUCUAGCUCUCCAAGCAACAGCUGUCAGUCUAGUGACCUCUCUGAACCCGCAGAGAGUCAACAGCAAAGCCUCCCGAAACUCAGCAUCCCUUUACCUGGGUCCCUUUGCCCCUUCCAAGAUUUAUGCACAUCUCUGCAGGAAGACCAUGGUGUGCAGAUAGAAAGAGAGUUCCUGGAAGGAGAUUACACGUGCUGUGACUUGGUUGUUAAAAUAAAGGAAUGCAAGAAGAGUGAGCAGCCCACCAUGCCCGAGCCCGAGCCAGCGCCCACUGAGCCAGAAACCCCCCGGGGACCAGAGACCCACGACCUGCAGGAAGACUGUUCCAAGAGCCAGCAAAUGCCCGCCAGCUCCUUGACCUUGCAGGAGGCCCUGGAAGUCCGCAAACCUCAGUUCAUUUCUCGCUCGCAAGAACGUCUGAAGAAGCUAGAACACAUGGUACAGCAGAGAAAAGCCCAGCGGAAGGAGAGCCUGGGCCAGAAGCAGAGUCUCCUUCCUGUCCGCGCCAAUAAGAAGCAGUUCACCGUUCCCCACCCUCUUAGCGAUAACUUGUUCAAACCGAAAGAAAGGUACAUUUCAGAGAAGGAGAUGCACAUGCGAUCUAAAAGAAUCUAUAAUAACUUGCCGGAAGUUAGAAAGAAAAAAGAAGAACAAAAGAAAAGGGUGAUCUUACAGAGUAACAGACUCCGGGCCGAAGUCUUCAAAAAGCAAUUACUGGACCAGCUCCUUCAAAGGAACGCAGUCUAACCACAGGCUGCCCUGCUGACCCUCUACCUGGACCUGGGAUGACUUCAAACGCUGGAUAAGCCAUUAAACUUAGCAUUAUCUUCAUGACGUGAAACACUUAUUUUACUUUUGAUUUUUUUUUUUUCCAUAAAGGAAAGCAUAGCUUCCUGAAUUGCUGACCCAAACCAAGCAGAAACAAUAACGCUUGAGGAACUGGACCAUCAGACUGCAGUGGGGUAAUCAACUCAACUGGCCCCACUCGAUACAGUCCCUUCAUUUUUUUUUACUUCUGAAUAUUAUCUUUUGCUUCUGGUUUUUCCCCCUACCAUUUCCACUCAGGCGGAAAGGUCUUCCAUGCUCAAGUGGGCUUAGAUCCCUGGGAGCUGGGGUUUUUUUUCAUCGAAUUUCUAGGACCUAAAAUACAUCACUUUCAAAAUACCAAUCUCAACUUCUGCCAGUUCUGCAAACUCCAAAUUUGGGGAUAUCACACAGUGUGUUUGAAACCUCUCUGGGUGUGUGUGCCACGUAAUACUGAAGGCAGACUUUGGAACUAGGCGGGCGCUCUGCCAGAGGCUGGGGACAUGUGACCUGUUUCUUGGUGACCUGGGGUGAUCAGAGCAGCCCUCACUACUCCCACCCUACUCCCAGGACCUGCCUUCGUUUAGCAAAAGAGCCUAUUUCCAUGGAAGUCAUGAGGGCAGAAUUGGCUGAAAAAAGUUGUAGGUAACUUCAGUGUUUUCUGUAAACCCUCCAGCCCCCCAGAAAUAGCUGUGUUGCUGAAAAUGGCCUGAUGGCUCCAACUCUAACGUUUGUUCCUCCAAACAAUUACAAUGUCCAUUAUUUAUA
Balaenoptera musculus (blue whale) is the source of this 3210-nucleotide messenger RNA. RefSeq names its product chromosome 16 C10orf90 homolog (gene C16H10orf90). Bases 1 to 2385 code for a protein of 794 amino acids. The record is from RefSeq and is a predicted model, not a curated record. Gene Ontology annotation, biological process: regulation of centriole replication. The transcript has 10 exons. Lineage: Eukaryota; Metazoa; Chordata; Mammalia; Artiodactyla; Balaenopteridae. Gene Ontology annotation, cellular component: centrosome; centriole; cytosol.